Molecule: messenger RNA, 2116 nt
Organism: Cheilinus undulatus (humphead wrasse)
Lineage: Eukaryota; Metazoa; Chordata; Actinopteri; Labriformes; Labridae
Product: cell division control protein 42 homolog
Exons: 6
Coding region: 149-724 (191 amino acids)
Biological process (GO): modification of synaptic structure; small GTPase-mediated signal transduction
Cellular component (GO): dendritic spine
Molecular function (GO): GTP binding; GTPase activity
Source: RefSeq, a predicted model, not a curated record
GUGGAAGUGGGACUUGAAGCUCAGCGUCUCUCUGACUGUAGCAAGUUGCUGCUCGCUGGUGCCAACGCCCGGCGAUAGAGAGCUAACGUACGGACACGGAGGGACACUGCAGCCAUCGUAACUGUGAGCAGUGUCAGAAAGCACAACGAUGCAGACUAUCAAAUGUGUGGUGGUGGGAGAUGGAGCAGUGGGUAAAACCUGCCUUUUGAUUUCAUACACCACCAACAAAUUCCCCUCGGAAUAUGUACCAACAGUUUUUGACAACUAUGCAGUAACUGUAAUGAUCGGGGGUGAACCAUACACCCUUGGCUUAUUUGAUACAGCAGGUCAGGAAGAUUAUGACCGACUACGACCACUAAGCUACCCUCAAACAGAUGUGUUUUUAGUCUGUUUCUCAGUUGUUUCACCUUCCUCUUUUGAGAACGUCAAAGAAAAGUGGGUUCCUGAAAUAACCCACCACUGUCCCAAGACCCCGUUCCUGUUGGUAGGCACUCAGAUUGACCUGCGCGAUGACCCCUCCACAGUGGAGAAGCUAGCCAAGAACAAACAGAAGCCAAUAACACCUGAGACAGCAGAGAAGCUGGCUCGUGACCUUAAGGCAGUCAAAUAUGUUGAGUGCUCGGCCCUAACGCAGAAAGGAUUAAAGAAUGUGUUUGAUGAGGCAAUACUGGCUGCCCUGGAGCCCCCUGAACCUAAGAAAAGACGUAAAUGUGUUCUGCUCUAAGUUUCGUCGCAGCCGUCUACGCCAGUUUCCAAAUCUAGGUUAGCAGAAGAGGUUUGCUGCACAAGCACAUUCCAGCAUGAAUUAAGGUAUCAUGAAACAUUUGCCUUCUGACUGACUUAACCCCAUACAGACUGUUUAAACAGAGUUUAGGAUUUGAAUAACAUUGGAUGCUGUUUGUGAUGAUUUGAUGCCACUUAAAUGGCCUUAAAUGAUGUAAACACUUGAUUCAUUAAUAGAUCUUAAACUGUAGGUAACAUGAAAUAACCUUUGAGUUUACCACGCUAUGUUUAGAGAUCUUUUUGAGAAGUGCACUUUUUGAGAAGCGCUCUUCUAAAAGAACUGACUUUAAAUGGUAUUUAUACCAUACCAACACAAACAAGCUUAUAAUUUAAAGAUACUCUUAGUCCACCGACUGAUCAGUACUUCCCAAGAACUCCCAUUAAUGUCUAUGGUUCUUACCUUCUGUUAAACUCCGGCACACAAGCCUGCCUUUUCUUAUCUCAUACCAACAGUAACAGUGGAAUAUCUAGAAAUAUAUACAUUUUGCUUAAGUUGUGGAACUAAAAUAUUUUGUUUCUCAUCUACUUUUAUCAAGACUUAAACAUUUCUCAUGUCACCUUAUUUGUUGUUUAUUUACACAUUAUUAAAUGUUUUGACACUAUAGCCUCCAGGGAGAACCAAGAAAUAUGCGACAAGUUUGACAUUUCUAGGCUAUGCUGUCAGUAAAGUGAUCCAAUAGAUUGGCAUUGCCAGUUGAGGGCUCCACAGGCCAUCGCAGAAGUGGGAAUUGUACAGGGUUAAAAAAAAAAACAAUGCGUACGCUACAUUUGAAUUACAUAUCACAGUUAUCCACUAUCAAUUUAAGUUACAGGAUAUGGCUGGGACAUAUGUUGAGUUCCAUUUUUCAACACAAGAAAACAUUUGUCCUGGUUGCUUUUCAGAAUUGCAAAGCUGAACUUUGCAGGAGCAUUUCAGCCCAUAACCCCAGGCUAAACAACUAUUUUGUAAACUGAACAAACUUGCUUUGAAACUGCAGCAGCAUUAAGUCAAAGAAUGCCUUGUGACAGUCCUUUAAAAGUGCUCCAUUUAGACUGAAACCAUGUGAAGAUGUUUGACUGAACUAGCUCUAUUUGCAUUUGUCUUUUACUAUAUCCAUGCUGCAGUCGUUGGCUUGAAUUUGUAAAUACAGUGAGAAUAACUCCUAACUUAUUGACUGAAUACAGUGUGUGCUUUACUGAAACCAAGAUUUAGGACAAGCUGAGAUGACACUGAUGAUGAAUUAACACAGAAAAUGUUAAGUGAAGGAGUGUUUUGAUUUUUAUUCAAUUUGACAUCAAAAUGUAUCUUGCAUCACAAAAAACAGUAUUAUGAAUAAACCUAACGUCAAAUACU